Linum tenue is the source of this 1162-nucleotide messenger RNA. NCBI's taxonomy places the organism in Eukaryota, Viridiplantae, Streptophyta, Magnoliopsida, Malpighiales, Linaceae. The record is from the annotation of a GenBank genome assembly.
GAUCGUACCCUCAAAACCUUAGGUUCUAUAGUUCUAUUUGUCUCUUCCCCUUCCAAACUCUGCAGCAUUGAAAUCCUCUCUCUCUCUCUCUCUCUCUCUCCUCCCGGCAGCGCUCUCCGCCAUGACCAGCUCCUCCGCCACCGCUCGCAAGGCACUGAGUAAAAUUGCCUGCAAUCGGCUUCAGAAGGAGUUGGUGGAGUGGCAGGUCAAUCCUCCCGCUGGCUUCAAACACAAAGUCACCGAUAAUCUCCAAAGGUGGGUGAUUGAAGUAAUUGGAGCUCCUGGAACCCUCUAUGCUAAUGACACCUACCAACUUCAAGUUGAUUUCCCAGAGCAUUACCCAAUGGAAGCUCCCCAGGUUAUAUUCCUCCAUCCAGCUCCAUUGCACCCUCACAUUUACAGUAACGGCCAUAUCUGUUUAGAUAUAUUAUAUGAUUCUUGGUCACCUGCCAUGACUGUUAGUUCUGUUUGUAUCAGUAUCCUCUCAAUGCUGUCAAGCUCAACUGUUAAGCAACGCCCUGAAGACAACGAUCGCUAUGUAAAGAACUGUAGGAAUGGCCGAUCUCCAAAGGAGACCAGGUGGUGGUUCCAUGACGAUAAAGUGUAACAAACAAGCUGAAAAAUUUGUCACCAUCUACCGCUAGUUUGAAAUAAUUGCAGUUUUGUGGUGGCCACCGUUUGCUAGAGGAGGAGAAAAAUGGAGUGUGAGGAGCAUUCAGAACCCUAAGCCUUUCUCUGAAUGGUCGAUGCAUCUCCUGUGUAAAUUGGCAAUGCCUGUUUGUGUAAAGUAAAUGAAGAGGAACACUGUUGUCUUUCUGGGAACAUCUUGGGAAGAAACUCUUCUUGUCUGUUCUUACUCGACUUCUUUGCUUCUUCUAGCUGUCUGAUGAUUGGUGUUGUGAGCAAGACACGACGCACAAUUUAUGAACCAUUCUCUUUGUACCAAACUUGUCUCCAUGCUUUUUCCCAAAAGCCUUUCACUCCCCAAUCGCCAUCAAUUUUGUUAAGCAUCAGUAUAGCAGUUUUCCACUCUCAUGUUGCCGUCUGUCUAGUAUGGCUACUUUAGGGUGGAUAGGGUUUGAUAUACAUGUAUUUAAAAUGAAUGUAUUUCAAAUACAUGUAAUAUUGUAAUUCAAAUUGGAUACUCAUUUUUUUUUUUUUU